Vidua chalybeata is the source of this 805-nucleotide messenger RNA. It is a transcript of the gene ANAPC13, whose product is annotated as anaphase promoting complex subunit 13. The coding region runs from base 246 to 470 and encodes 74 amino acids. The record is from RefSeq and is a predicted model, not a curated record. The transcript has 3 exons. NCBI's taxonomy places the organism in Eukaryota, Metazoa, Chordata, Aves, Passeriformes, Viduidae. Gene Ontology annotation, cellular component: anaphase-promoting complex. Gene Ontology annotation, biological process: protein K11-linked ubiquitination.
UCACCGAGCCGUGGUGGCCGGGAGAGGCAGGGAUCGCAGCACGCCGGGGCUGGGAUGCGCUCGGCCCCGUGCCCAUCGCCGCCCACAUCGCGGCUCCGGCAGCCGGCGAGUGCCAGGCCUGGCUCGGUUUUGAAUGAGUGUCAGUCCUCUCACACCCCCCAGGACCGAGCUGCCUGCUGCUGCUGCCCCGCAAGAUCACACCGGGACGAGGGCCUGAGAUUUAGCUGCUCUCGCCCGCUGUGACGAUGGACAGCGAGGUGCAGAGGGAUGGCAGGAUCCUGGAUCUGAUCGAUGAUGCAUGGAGGGAAGAUAAAUUGCCCUACGAGGACGUGGCCAUCCCUCUGAAUGAGCUCCCUGAACCAGAGCAAGACAACGGUGGCACCACUGAGUCUGUGAAAGAGCAAGAAAUGAAGUGGACAGAUUUGGCUCUCCAGUAUCUCCAUGAAAACGUUCCACCCACGGGAAAUUAGUGAAUCGGUGGAAUUUCACACAGUGGAUGCAUGAAUGCAAAAUAAAUUUUUUUUUUUGACUGACCAUUGCUGUCAUAAGCUGCCCUAAGGAGGAAACAACUUCCUGGAAACUUUCAGAUUCCAGCAGUGGUUCUGCUCACAAUGAAGAGUUUAAAAUGCUUCUUUCUUGAAUGUGAAAUAGCAAAGGCUCUGACUUCUCAGAGCCAAGUGCAAAAUGUUUCAUGCUUAUAAGAUUAUUUCAUGUUUUCUGUUAAAUUGUUCUUAAGUUGGUGCCAAUUCUGAUCUUAAAUGUUUUCUACACAUGAUUAAAAAGUUUUUACUGUCUCAAAUUGCAA